AUGUUCACAAAUAUUUGUACCAGUUGCAGAAGCCUGAAACCCAACGUGGUAGCACAGAACAGUUAUUUCCAUGCUGAAGAUGAGCGGCGCUCGCUUUUAUCUGAGAGAACAAAUCUGCCACUUCGGAACGUAAAGGACACCACUAGCUCUCUCCGAGCCUCGCUGCGGCGCAUCAGCCGGGGAGGGCGUGGUAAGAGUCACCACGCUCAGAAGCGCAAACUCGGCCCCUGCACGCCGGUCUCGUCCCCGCCAUCCUGGCCCCGCCCCGUCCCCGCUGCCAGGCUCGGCGUGCGACGCCCCCUCCGGACCCGGCUCCCGCGCCCUAUUUGGUCAUUCGGGGGGCAGGCGGGGAGGGAAGUCUUGUGCGGCGGAGGGGACGCGGAGAGGGCGCCGGGAGUCUGGAGGAGCAGCUCUCGCCGCCGCCACCUCGGGUUGGGACCCACGCGGCUGCCGCGUCCUGCCCUCGGAACAAUGAGACUCGGCGCGCGAGAAGCCUGGGCCGCGCUGCUCCUGGGGGCGCUGCAGGUGCUACCGCUGCUGGGGACCGCCAUGAACAGCACAGGGCUGGCGGAGUCUACAAGCCAAAACAAUUCUGUGGUUCCACAAAAUUCCAGUGCCAGCUCACCAGCGUAUAACCCACAGGUGCUUUCCAGCCCCAAAAAUGAAUCUUCCAACAGCUCUGUGCAACUAUCAACAACUCCAGUUUCCUCAGUCUCAAGCACCUUGAAACCCACAGUAACAUCUAAGGCGUCAGCAAAUAGAACUUCCACCUUCGUAAAGCCUACCUGCAACACAACAAGUAUUUCACAAAGCACGUCUCAGAUGUCAACAUCCACAAUGACCACCACCCUCAAUAGUUCGGCGACAUCUGUUUCUUCAUCAGUAACAACAACUAUUAAUUUUAAAGAAAACAGAGGAUCAAAAUUUGAUAUCGGCAGCUUCGUUGGCGGUAUUGUAUUAACACUGGGAGUUUUAUCUAUUCUUUACAUUGGAUGCAAAACAUAUUAUUCCAGAAGGGGCAUUCGGUAUAGAACCAUUGAUGAACAUGAUGCCAUCAUUUAAGGAAACCCAAGGACCAAGGAAAGAAGACUGAUGCAGCCCUAUCAGUUAAUUUUGGUUUAUUUUUAGCUUAAAUAUUCUCUUCUUGGAAAUUGUACAAACAGGCCAUGCAUAUAAUGUUCAAUGUAUUAUAUAAAGCUGUAAAGAAUCCUCUUGAUUACUAAAAGUAAAGGGAGUUUGGGGUGAGCUUUUCUAAUGAACAUUUGGAGCUGGCAAACAGUUAAUGCAAUGAUUACAUUUACUUUUCGCAUAAGCAUAGUAAAGACAAGCAAGUCCUCUCCCAUUUUCUUGUGGCAUUGGUCACCUAGGGUCAGUAAUUGGAAGACAGCAUCACUUAAAGGCAGGAUGCCAUCUGGCCAUACAAAUAAGGAGCUUGUCACAGUACUCAGGAUUUUGGGUGUUUUUGUUGCUCACACAAAGAACUCCAGUGCUGGUAUAUCCUAGUUACUAAUGCCACACAACAGCAGUUAUACAAUUGAGUAAACCAGGUCCUAAACGUAAUUUUAGUUUAAAGUGUCUCUUCAAAAUGCAUCUUUUUUGUGUGUUUUAAAGUAUACUAGUUGGUUUAGAAAUGUAACACAUCUUAAAAAAAAAAAAAAAAAUCUUCAAAUUAAA
Molecule: messenger RNA, 1674 nt
Organism: Loxodonta africana (African savanna elephant)
Lineage: Eukaryota; Metazoa; Chordata; Mammalia; Proboscidea; Elephantidae
Gene: TMEM123
Product: transmembrane protein 123
Exons: 6
Coding region: 1-1062 (353 amino acids)
Cellular component (GO): cytoplasmic vesicle
Source: RefSeq, a predicted model, not a curated record